UUGAGCAGCGUUUCCCGCCGAUCGCGCGAGUUGUUGUGUUUCAGGAUAUCGUUUAUUUCGAGUUUCGUGUUUUAAAGAAAAAACAAUCGAUCCAUCUGGUUUGUAAGAAAAAUCUGAUCAUGACAAUUGUGGUUCUGCGUUUGCAAGGUUUACACACAGAGGCAGGAUCUGAAGAUAUUCGCAGAUUUUUUCAUGGCUUGAACAUCCCAGGGGGCGGUGUUCAUAUCACUGGGGGAGAGAUGGGUGAAGCUUUCAUUAUUUUCAAUACGGAAAGGGAUGGCCAACUUGCCAUGCGCUACUCUGGAAAACAUCUCAGAGGCUCCUCUAUUUUACUACAUGUCAGCAGUUUAGCUGAGUUAAAGCAUAGCAUGCAGUCAAUGUUAAAGAGAGCAAAGUCCAAUGCAGGGGUGACUAAAACACUGCCAUUGCCAUCAUCUUCACCAGACACCAAUGCACCUCAAGUGAUUAACCAUCAAAGCCCAGCUUUAAAUCAAAUUCCCAAAGACUUCAAUCAAACCGUUCAAGGCAAGCAACAGCCUAGACCUGACGACCAAAAAAAUGCAGCUUUUGCUCAACCUGUAAAACUUACUCAUGACUUGGCAUCUAAGGAGCAACAAAGCAGAAAGAUCAGUUCCUGUAAGCCAGGCUACCUUCGGCUUUAUGGAUUCCCUGACUCUGCUGACAAACAAGAGGUUCUUCAUUUCCUGCGAGGACUCUCAGUGUUGGAGGUUUUUAUGAAAGUUCGCUUGCAACUGGGCUGGUGCUGCCUGGCGAAGGUGUCCAGUUUUGCAGAGGCUGAGGAAGGGUUGAAAUACAGCCAGAGAAAAUUCAAAGAAUUUAACAUUGAGGUUCGACUAGCCCAUGAGAAGAUGUGGAAUGAUGCUGUGGAGCAAUCCAAAAAUUGCGAGAACAACAUGGAAUCUUGCACUUUAUCAGAGCAAAAGAAAACCAUCACAGAUAGAAAUGCUUGUAGAGCUUUCUCAAGCAAAAGAAGUGCAGAGGAGCAGCCCUUACCAGGAUCUCCUAAACGAUACUGUCAAAAACCCCCAUCUCCUCAAACAGAACUUUAUGUUGUAGUCAAUAACCUUUCAAAGAAUAUAACUAAGACAGAGAUCAAGAACAUUUUUGGCUGCCAUGAAAUCCCAAACCGUCAAAUUAAACACUUACUAAACAAAUGGAGAGAGCGGACGAGCACAGCGUUCAUUACCUUUGACCAUGCAGAAGACUACGCUUCAGCUCUGAACAUGAAUGGCACCAUGAUUGGCUUAAAUAUCAUUGAAGUGUCAUCCAUUACUAAGGAAGAAAUGUUUGCUAUUCUGAGAAGGAACAGAUGUACUAAAAUCUGGAGACCGUGUCCUUAUGGAAAAGCUCACUUUGCCAUGUCAUGUGUAUAUGCUCGCAAUUUUCCUGCAAAUGUCAUGAAAACGGAGGUGAGAGAUUUUUUCUUGCGCUUUAACAUCUGUGAAAAGGAUAUCGCAUUGAUGGUGGACAGCCAGGGCAAAGGUGUUGGGGAGGCCAUCGUGCAGUUUGGAUGUGAGGAAAUGGCCAGACAGGCGCAGAGUUUACAUGGGAAGUAUUUUAUGGGAGCUAAGAUUCUGCUCACCUGUAUCACACAUCAACAGAUGGAGAAGAUACUUGGCACACAGUGAACAUUUGGAGGUGUUUACUGCUUUUUCGGACACAAGCAAUAAUAUAAAAUCCAUGUAAAUUAAGACCACCAACUCAUCAUUGUCCUUAAGCAUUUGAAAACUCUCAAUGAGCUUUAUAGGCCAAAUGGCUCGGUCAUUAGCUGUGGGAUCUAUGCAUGAAGAAUUUUGGCAAAAGUUAUUUUUUUUUGCCUACAACAAUUGUAGAUGACUGACAAAGACUGAAUACUACAGUGGACAUUGAAUCACUGAGUAAAAAUUACUUAUUUUCAUGCAAUGAUUGCCAGACUAUUAAGGACUCAAAUGUUUAGGAUUCAUUAAAAAAAUAAAGUAAAUAAUGUACAGAAACUUUGCACAUUAAAAAAAAAUAUUGCCAAGUCACAAUAUUUUGCUCUUUUUGCUAUGUUUAAUUGUUUUCAUUAGAGUUUGCUGUUAAGCAAACACACAGCUAAUUGGUUUCUGUGAAAAAUGUAAAUGCAAGAUCUUUGCUUGCACAUUAGUAUUUGAGUUAUUUCAAUUAAAAUUAAGUAUUUUUUUAAUUUUAGCCUACAUGUAGGAGAUAAUCUGCAAAUAAAGGUCU
This is a messenger RNA of Xyrauchen texanus (razorback sucker), 2226 nucleotides long. It is a transcript of the gene rbm12ba, whose product is annotated as RNA binding motif protein 12Ba. The record is from RefSeq and is a predicted model, not a curated record. NCBI's taxonomy places the organism in Eukaryota, Metazoa, Chordata, Actinopteri, Cypriniformes, Catostomidae. Gene Ontology annotation, molecular function: RNA binding. The transcript has 2 exons. Gene Ontology annotation, cellular component: ribonucleoprotein complex; nucleoplasm. Bases 120 to 1649 code for a protein of 509 amino acids. Gene Ontology annotation, biological process: regulation of RNA splicing.